This is a messenger RNA of Verruconis gallopava, 1089 nucleotides long. RefSeq lists its product as uncharacterized. Lineage: Eukaryota; Fungi; Ascomycota; Dothideomycetes; Venturiales; Sympoventuriaceae. Gene Ontology annotation, cellular component: NatA complex. Bases 111 to 791 code for a protein of 226 amino acids. The record is from RefSeq and is a predicted model, not a curated record. Gene Ontology annotation, biological process: N-terminal peptidyl-glutamic acid acetylation. Gene Ontology annotation, molecular function: protein-N-terminal-glutamate acetyltransferase activity; protein N-terminal-serine acetyltransferase activity. The transcript has 2 exons.
CCGAGAACUCUCAACACCAUAAACCUUCCGGGCUUGAUACCAAAGUCCGCCAAGCCAGCUAUAGAAUUCGCCAGGGCCAUUAGCGCUCCGACGAGAGCAUCUUUGCAAAGAUGGACAUUCGGGUGAUGAAAGUGUCCGACAUUCCGCACGUUCAGCAAGCCAACAUCACAAAUCUGCCUGAGAACUACUUCUGCAAAUAUUACAUGUAUCAUGCCUUGACCUGGCCACAGCUAAGCUAUGUUGCAGUGGAUGUCUCAAGACCACAGAAGACCCCGUACGAUCCGCCCAAGAUCGUAGGGUACGUGCUGGCCAAGAUGGAGGAGGAGCCUUCGGACGGGAUUCCCCACGGCCACAUCACCUCUCUGUCCGUGAUGCGCACACACAGACGCCUGGGUCUCGCCGAGAAGCUGAUGCGCCAGUCUCAGCGCGCCAUGGCCGAAGUGUACGGCGCCCACUACGUGUCCCUGCACGUGCGUGUGAGCAACGUGGCCGCUCUGCACCUGUACCGCGACACGCUGGGCUUCACCGUCGACAAGACGGAGGCAAAGUACUAUGCGGACGGCGAAGACGCGUACAGCAUGCGCAUGGACCUGUCGGAUCUGCGGUUGCCGGAGGGGGACGGCGACGAGGACGAGGGCGAGGCCGUCGGGAGCGAGGGAAAGAAGGAGGGCGGCGAGAAGGAGAAGAAGGGAGAGAAGAAGCAGGCCUUCAAGAUAGGGAGGGGCUUGGGGGUCGGUGAUUUGGUCGAGAAGAACGAAAGUUCCGGAAAGGAGGCCGCAAAGGCGUCGUGAGAUUUUUAAAUUUAUUUUUUUUCCUUCUUCCCUCUCUCUCCCCAUCUCCGUCUCUGUCUCCCUGUACUAUUAUAAUGCCGAGCACGAACAAGGCGGCCGACAGAUGGACGAAAGAAGAAUAAGGAGAGGAACCGAAGAAAGAAGCCAAAACAAAAAAAAAAAAACAAGAACAAGUUUGGGGCACGGGUAACCUUGCUUGAAGGCGCGCUCUUGCGGACGCAGCAUUAGUGCCUCGGAUCAUAGAUUCUAAGAAGAAGAAGAAUAAGAAGAAAAAUAAAUUAGAGAGACGUCUUGCAUG